AUGAGUGAUUUGGACAUUACCUCCAGAGAAUUUUGGCGGGGAUGUACCUCCCAGGACUUUUUCAGUCCUCUCGAAAGCGACUAUCUCGAGUUGGGUCUGGAUCCCAGAAUCGACAAAGGGUUUAAAUUUGCGGUAAAAUUAGGAUUACAGCAUGUUGCCGACAUUUGCUCGAAAUGUUCGAAACCUUGCAAAAUCGUUUAUCGCGACGAUAGGAAAUCGUGUGCAAUGAGAUGUCAAAAAUGCUGUAACAACAGUUCGGCGUUCGAAGGAACUUUCAAAGGCAAAUUCGGCAAAAUUCUCUGGAGUAGUAUACUAUCGUUUGUGUGGCAUUAUUUAGCGUUGGAUUGCUCGACUACAGUAUCGGCUAACGCUGCUGGAAUUUCUAACAAGGCCGCAGUCGACUGGUCGAACCACGUCCGAUUCGUAAUGCUAGUAGCUUUGCACAAUAUCCUGUCGUUCAAAAUCGGAGGUCCGGGAAAAACUGUCGAACUGGACGAGACGGUUAUCUGUAAGCGCAAGUACGAAAAAGGCCGUAAACUGAAGAGCACAAAGUGGGUAGUGGGCGGAAUAUGCCGAGAAGACAAAAGCUGCUUUGUAUGUCAAGUGAACGAUAGAUCAGAAACAACGCUUAACUGGAUCGUAUGUAAAUUCGUAAACUCAGGCAGCACCGUUUUGACGGACGAAUGGAAGGGUACAACCACAUAG
Molecule: messenger RNA, 705 nt
Organism: Centruroides sculpturatus (bark scorpion)
Lineage: Eukaryota; Metazoa; Arthropoda; Arachnida; Scorpiones; Buthidae
Exons: 1
Coding region: 1-705 (234 amino acids)
Source: RefSeq, a predicted model, not a curated record